ACACUAAAAAUUAGAAUAUUCUGUGAAUCUAAACUAAACAAAACAAAACAUGUCACAUGCGCCUCAAACAAAGCCGCCAUGUCAGUCGGAACAUUCCAAAAUCAACGACAAGUGCAUCGCGGAUGUGGUGAUGAAGGGUGGUAGCGGAAUUCUGAUCGGUUCAGUACUGACGCUGUGUUUCACGCGCCCACGAACCUAUCCCAUCUGGAUGGGUCUGGGAUUUGGCCUUGGACUGGCCUACGACUGUUGCCAGGCACGCUGGAACGCCUCCACAACAAAAGAUUAAUGCGAAUGCCAACCGCGACCCAGCUAACUAAUUUAUUGAUUGAUUAAUAAAUGUUUCUGUUUUGCACUCUUGA
Scaptodrosophila lebanonensis is the source of this 359-nucleotide messenger RNA. Its product is annotated as MICOS complex subunit Mic10. Gene Ontology annotation, cellular component: mitochondrion; MICOS complex; mitochondrial inner membrane. The record is from RefSeq and is a predicted model, not a curated record. The transcript has a single exon. Bases 50 to 286 code for a protein of 78 amino acids. NCBI's taxonomy places the organism in Eukaryota, Metazoa, Arthropoda, Insecta, Diptera, Drosophilidae.